CUUCGUUCCUUCACAACAAGAUGGACUGGACAGAAGACGGACAUGGUCACACCUGCCACCACGGUUCCUCAGGCCACUCUCAUGGCCCACGAGCGGCAGCGUUUGGCUCAAUGGCACCUCCAUUCAUGCCAGCUUUCUACGGACAGUUUGGCAAAAGUACAGAUCAGACAGAUAUCAGUCAGCAGCCGAAGAAGCGCUCGCACCUGGACGAGAGCAGCAGCAGCAGCUGGGACAUCGUGAAGGCAACACAGUUCGGCAUCCUCGAGCGCUGCAAAGAGCUGGUGGAAGCCGGAUACGAUGUCAGGCAGCCGGACAAAGAAAACGUCACACUGUUGCACUGGGCGGCGAUCAACAACCGCUCAGAGCUCAUCAAGUAUUUCAUUUCUAAAGGGGCGAUCGUUGACCAGCUGGGGGGCGACCUCAACUCUACUCCUCUUCACUGGGCCAUCAGACAGGGUCACCUGCCCACGGUGAUCCAGCUAAUGAGGUACGGCGCGGACCCCUCCAUCGCAGACGGAGAAGGCUAUCGAGCUCUCCACCUGGCCAUCCUCUUCCAGCACAUGGCCAUAGCAGCGUACCUCAUGGCAAAGGGACAGGAAGUUGACGGGCCCGACUGCAACGGACAGACGCCGCUGAUGUUGGCUGCCCAGAAGAUUAUUGGGCCCGACCCCACCAACUUCUUAAUCAAGAACAACGCCUCAGUGAGCGCCGUGGACAAAGUGAACAGGAACACGCCGCUGCACUGCGCCGUGCUGGCAGGAAACGUCGACGCUGCACACAUCCUGCUGGAGGCCGGCGCCAGUGUGGACGCAGAAAAUAUUAAUGGUCACACGCCCAUCGACUUGGCCCACCAGGUGCACAGCCCGCUGCUCAUCCACAUGCUCAGCCACAUCAAGCAGGAGAGGAUCCGCUCCAACUCGCGCUGCGUUCGGAUCCUCAACAGAUACAGGCUCUUUGUGCAGUUUUUACUCUGCACUGCCUUCUUGGGAAGUAUCGGUGCUGUCGUUGAUAUGAACUCUGAGUCCUGGCUGCUCAAAGGGAUCCUGUUGGCUUGUGUCUUGGGUGUGAUGAAUCUGGUCGGAAGGAAUUUUCCGAACCCGACCUUUCAUUCACUCAUCCCAGCAGCAUCUCUGAUGGCUUCAAUCUUCUGGAUGCUCGUCACCUGGUGCCUCUGGUUUCUACCAGAUGGACCGAGCGCCACCGUUCAGGUAUUGUUCACUCUUAAUGCCACUGCUCUGCUCUACUACUACCUCCGCGCCUGCAGGACCGACCCGGGCUUCGUCAAAGCCACCGAAGAAGAGAAGAAAAUGAAUGUGUUGGUCCUGGCUGAAGCGGGCUGUCUGGACCCCAGAAUAUUCUGCACUUCCUGUAUGAUAAAGAAACCAAUGAGAACGAAUCACUGCUUCACCUGCGACGCCUGCGUGGCGAAGCAGGACCACCACUCCAUCUGGACCAACAACUGCAUCGGUGCGAGGAACCAUCACCACUUCGUCCUCUUUCUGUUCUCCCUCGUGCUGAUGGGCGCCUGGAUGUUUUACGGUUCCCUCGUGUACUGGUCGUCUCACUGCGUGCUGCACUACGAGGAGCAGGGCCUGUGGGGCGUCGUCUCCGCCCUGGUCGGCUGCUCUCCCUGGGUGCUCAGCGUCUUCCUGCUGGCCUUCUAUCACACCUGCUGGUCCAGUUUGGUGCUGCUGCUGCAGCUCUACCAGAUUGCUUUUCUGGGACUGACCACAGCAGAGCGGACGAAUCUGACUCUCCACCAGAGGAAACUCAGACAAAAUGUGUCUCUCAGACAGAAUCCGUACAAUCUGGGCGUGGUCAGGAACCUGGUGUCCUUCUUCCAGCUGCGCUGCUGCGGCCUCUUCAAGCCGGCCGUCAUCGACUGGACGCAGCAGUUCCCGCCGGGACGCGAGCAGCACAUGUUCGGACACACCGACAUGGUCUGAGCCCUCCUCUGCUCCUCUGGGACUCUCACAGCGGUUCAGGACCAAAAGCACAGAUUGUAUUUAUUUAUUUUUCUAAGCGGUGCGAAGCGAGCGCGACACUGGGAGAAACGUGUAGAUUCGGUUGCUCUUUGUACAGACUGCUGCUGCCUUAUACUUGACCAAUGUACGUUUGGAAAAAAAAAAAAAAAACCGAGAAAGGUUUCAGGUUGGAUGAGAUUAACUCCGCCUCUGAAGGCCUGGAAAGUUUUGUGCUGUUUUUAUGAACACAUUAAGCCUAUUUUUAUCAUCUGUGCUGAAGAGAGAGAGAAAGCUUUGUAUGUGUAAACACGGUUUUAUGACUUUUGUAAAGGUUGCAUGUGUUUAUUAACAAAAGACCACUAUCAUUCUUCAAUAAACAAUGUUGUGCCUGUCU
Messenger RNA from Salarias fasciatus (jewelled blenny), 2358 nucleotides. RefSeq names its product zDHHC palmitoyltransferase 13 (gene zdhhc13). The coding region runs from base 21 to 1946 and encodes 641 amino acids. The record is from RefSeq and is a predicted model, not a curated record. Lineage: Eukaryota; Metazoa; Chordata; Actinopteri; Blenniiformes; Blenniidae. Gene Ontology annotation, molecular function: palmitoyltransferase activity; protein binding. The transcript has 17 exons.